AUGGCAGACCGUCAAUUGAUCCAAAUGCUGCGCCCAAACCAAGCGCUGCUCCCAAGUGCAACAAGACUAGAUCAUUUUUAUCAUUUUCCUUACAUCAAGCCAGCUAUUACUCUACCUGGCAGCUCAAUCCCCAUUGGUUUCACAUUAGAGAUGCCGAUUCCAUUUGAGAGUUUUAUUCCGUUCGCGGUUAUCGCGGGCAUGUUUGUGGUUACAGGGACAGGAAUUAGAUACGCACAGACGAAGCGCAAUGAGGGCAAGGCCGUGCGUUACAGCCUUGAUGACUGGGAUCGUAAGAUGAUGGUUCGCGACAAACAGCUCACAGGAACUUUCCGCGGUCAGGUGGAUAACCCCAUUGCGCCGCCAGAGUUCAAGGUCAACAGCUCUUGGAAGGUGUAUGAAUCACUGCGUAAUGAUUUUGCUUAGAGUGCGGGGAUUGUAUCUCUGAGUUAGCUUCAUUAUUGUUUUCGGAUUUUUCACUUUCUUCCAUAUUAUAUACAUACGAUCAUUUUCUUACAUUGUUGAAGCGCGUAUGCGUUUUCUAGAUGAUGCUGGAUCUAGAUUUGUAUCUGGAUCUGGAGCUGGCUUUCGAGUUGGGGUUGAGCGUGGGGAAUGCAACUGAAGCGAUUUGAUUUGAUUGAUUAAAAAAGUAAGAUUAGUAUUACGCACACAAAAAAAGGAUCGUCGACCCACACAAACAAAACAGCAAAAAAAAUUUUGUUGCACCAUUACUCCGGAUAGACUCGUCACACGCCACUGUUGGAUUCCUUUUCUUGCAACCAUAUU
Kickxella alabastrina is the source of this 783-nucleotide messenger RNA. RefSeq lists its product as uncharacterized. The record is from RefSeq and is a predicted model, not a curated record. The transcript is spliced from 2 exons. NCBI's taxonomy places the organism in Eukaryota, Fungi, Kickxellomycota, Kickxellomycetes, Kickxellales, Kickxellaceae. Bases 1 to 423 code for a protein of 140 amino acids.